Molecule: messenger RNA, 2497 nt
Organism: Sycon ciliatum
Lineage: Eukaryota; Metazoa; Porifera; Calcarea; Leucosolenida; Sycettidae
Product: rho GTPase-activating protein 22-like
Exons: 15
Coding region: 52-1833 (593 amino acids)
Biological process (GO): signal transduction
Molecular function (GO): protein binding
Source: RefSeq, a predicted model, not a curated record
GCCUGUUUUCUGUGCUGCACAGCCGGUGAGAAGCAGAAGAACCAAGUGCACAUGACAUCCACGCUCAGCUCUGUGCUGGCCUCGCGUCGGGAACACCAUGACACCCUGUGCUCGCAAUUCAACAAGGUUGUGGAGUUUGCCACUGAACUGAGCAAGAAAUACACCACGUCAGAUUUGCUGGAGGAGUACCUGAAAGAGCUUUCUGAUACAGACAUCAAAAAGAACACGCAGUCAUUGGCAACCGAGACCCUGAAGCCUGACGACACUACGCAGCAAACGCUGUCUCACCUCGACAAAUAUAUGAUGGAGAACAAUAAUAGAAUUCCUCCAAUUGUCACAAGCUGCAUCCAGUUCAUUGAACAGAAUGGUCCUACCAUUGAAGGAGUGUUCCGAGUGCCAGGCAUUGUCAGCCAAAUCGAAGAGAUGAGAGAGCAGUUCAUCGACGAAGACAAAGACCCCUUGUUUGGCAAUGAGGAACAGAAGAAGACGUACGAUAUUCACGCCGUGGGCAGUUUGCUCAAGCAAUACCUGCGUGAUCUUCCUGAGCCCGUCUUCCCUUUCAGUACUUUCCAGCGUAUUGUUGAUGUACAAACAAAGACUGAUCAACAGGAGAGGGUUAACCACCUGUCCGAGAUCAUGAAAGAUUUACCAGAGGGACGGCGGAUUGUCCUUCGGGAAAUUAUGCGCUUCUUGGACCACUUCUCGGAGCAUGCCCUCGCUACCAAGAUGAACAGGAACAACCUGGCUCUCGUCUUUGGGCCCACCCUGUUAGCGGCCCCGGCGGACAUGGAUGCCAUUACGCUGGCGCAGCACACCACCUCCAUUAAUUUGGUUACACUGCUCAUGGUCGAAAACCGUGGUACCAUCUUUGGAGAACCAGAAACGAUUGAACCUCCAGCGCCUGUAGAAGAAACUGUUGAGACGCCAUCUCUGUCACGUCUUGAACUGCGCAAGCUGCAGCCUAUUCUCUACAACCAGCUGGAGAAUUCUCUACUACACUCUGUUUUCUCAGGCCUGCGCACCAGCGAAACGGCUCCUGCCUCUGUUAUUGCCGCACCCAGCUCUGUUAUUGCCGCACCCAGCUCUGUUAUUGCCGCACCCAGCUCUGUUAUUGCCGCACCCAGCUCUGAAAUGGAUGAGACCCUCUCCAAGAUUGUGGCAGGCGAGUCAUCCCGAUCCGGCAGCGUGACCAGCUCUAAGGAUGCACCUGUUGCAUCAGCGCCACAGAGCGAAUCCGAAGCCGAAGCUGCCGAGAAGAAGGCGGCAGUGCUCAAUCGAUUUGGCCGUAGCCAGAGUGCUCUGCAGCACAGCAGUCUACAAGGUGCGCUGUCCAAAGCACUAGCGGCAGAGUCUUUGAACAGGAAGCGUUUAUCAGUACCAUCUCUGAGCAUCAAGGAAAGUGGUGAUUCUAAUCAGGGAUCCUCCUCACCUGGAGCAGACACUGGCACAGCUAAUUCGCCUGAACCAUCGCCACUUCUCGAUCGCCGUCGCUCUUCGCCUGGAGUCAGGAGUCUCUCUUCCUCCCCGACGAAAGAGCCCUGCAGUGGUGGCCAGGAGGCUGGCACUGAACCAAUGAAGCCACUGGAGAAGGCAGAGUCCCCCAAAGCUGAUACACAAUCUGUACCAGCAUCGCCAUCAGCAUCGCCAUCAGUUUCGUCAACGCAGCAAGUGAAGGCGUCGCAUGCGUACACCGCACGCACCGCCAAAGAGCUGACCUUCCAGAAGGGCGCAGUGAUCGACGUGUUCUCAAAAUCACCCGACGGCAACUGGUGGGACAGUAUGCUUGAUGGCAAGCGCGGCUACGUACCCGUGUCCUAUGUCAAGACCGUUUGAGCAUGUCUGUUUUUCUGUCAUUACCUUGAAUGCUACUGAGGCUUAGCAAUAGGAGUUGUGCCCAAUGGACUCCCAUCCCAGCCUCACGACCUAACUACAAUAAUAACAUUGUAGCGCCCUGCACCGCGUUCAAUGCACAGCCUUACCCUACCUUACUUGCUAUAACAUUAUUAUUAUUAUUAUUAUUAAAUUUUUGAUAGGGCAAUCCCCACAGGCCUAAGCCUUCUUACGGGGUACCCUUCAUGUGUCAAUACAAGGUUACGGAAGCGAGAAACGGAUGCGCAUAUUCGAAUGUCAGCAUGUAGAGAGUUCCAACGAUCCGAGCCUAGAAAACUGAGAGAAAGGACCAUACCAACUUGAAGCAGACAGAAGAGGAAGGGCCUUAAAAACUUGAGAGCGUCACCGUGUACAAAAGCUUGCCGGAAGGGGGCUGAGGGCUAGACUUACUGGACACCUCUCAUCCGAACUCACUACAUUUGUAGAUCUCGCCUUUCUCAAACUUGCAUUCAAUUUCGGGGGGGGGGCAAUGCCCCCCCCCCAACAAGGCCGACGCACGGCCAACAAAAUCGCUAUCUGUCUUUGACGCCAUCAUGACAUCAAUGCAUGUGCAUGGCUGUACCACGGUUGGCAUGAUGUUCUGAACCUGUUACUUCAGAUCAACGAA